This is a messenger RNA of Didymodactylos carnosus, 1197 nucleotides long. The record is from the annotation of a GenBank genome assembly. NCBI's taxonomy places the organism in Eukaryota, Metazoa, Rotifera, Eurotatoria, Philodinida, Philodinidae.
CCUCGUCAAAAAAAUAGUGAUGUAUACACAUUGAAUGAGAGAAAUAAUCAUCCCUGAUUAAUUUACAAAAGUACCAACAAACUUGUAACUUGUUAAAUUAAACUAAUUUUUUGUUCAUUUUGUUGGUCUGGUCCUUCUCCUUCGUUUUGCGAAUAUAUAAUAAUGUAUACUCUUUUUGUGGUCCUCAUAUCUUUCUCUAUUCCCUAGCUUUUUUCAAAAAAAAGACUGGACCUAGAGUACAACUCGUAAUGCUAACGUAUCACGGAUGUCUCUGGAAAAUGUCUAACUUUUUUUGUAUAAAAAAAGUUAAGCUUAUUUCGGAAAGUUUCUCUUUUAUCAUAAAUAAAAUAUUUAUAUUUAAUAUAAUUUUUUUGACAUUAAAUAAGUCACAUUAAUAACUGCAUUUUUUUCAUCUUUUCAGGUAAACUGACUCAGUAUUUGAUACCAUAGUAAAAAUGGCAUACUAUUUUGUAUUUCUCAUUUAUUUUCUUAUUGAGUAUAAUCAAAUAUUAGCUUCUGGUAAGUUCUACUAAUAUUUUGGCUUUUUGUUAUGAAUCAGACAAACAUUUUAAUAAAAGUUUACGAAACAAACGUUAAAUUCAUACUAAAUUCUAUAUAGAGUAUGUAUAAACAAACUGUUUCACUCCAUAAUGCUGAUCGAACUAAGUCGAGCACUUACCCUUGUCGUACAUAGAUACGACUAACAGGCAGAUACGAUACGCUUCUAGAAAUUGAGUAUUACAGAACGAUACUAAGUAGCGCAAAAUGUGUGAAAUAUCUCUGUCAUCGCUAUAAAAUUCAAAAUCAUGCUAAAAAUUUUGGAUAUCUUAUUGUCUACGUACUCUUCUAGUUUGGUCAUACAAAAAUAUUAGUGUAUGGGAACAUGAAUCAGUCUAUUGUAAAGGGAAAGUUCAAUCGCCAAUUAAUCUUGUAUUUAAUUCAUCCACCUAUGACAAACGAUUAAAACAAAUGUAUUUUGUAGAUCAAGGAGUUUCGGAUCCUCCUAUACUUCUUAAUAAUGGACAUACAGCUCAAUUAAAUUUCAACAAACAUUAUGUCAUGUACAAUAUAGCACCAGAAAGCGAAGACUUUCAUGUUCAACAAUUACAUUUUCACUGGGGGAAUUAUAAGGACAAUGUCAACGGUUCAGAACAUCUACUCGAAGGACAACCAUAUCCAUUAGAAGUAAGAAGAUAA